Molecule: messenger RNA, 1261 nt
Organism: Prosopis cineraria
Lineage: Eukaryota; Viridiplantae; Streptophyta; Magnoliopsida; Fabales; Fabaceae
Exons: 3
Coding region: 1-777 (258 amino acids)
Source: RefSeq, a predicted model, not a curated record
AUGGGGAAGAUCUUCAGGGUCGUAUCCCGCAUAACAUCUUUGUCCAGAAGUCUCGUCACCAACAUCUGGGGAGAUUUCAUUAAAGGAGUAGGAAAGAAAAUCAAUAGUAGUCGAAAUACUUACUUUUGGUGGGAGAAUUGGGCACCUCUUGAUCAGCCGCUUAUCUACUACACUGUUCGACAACAUAACAGUUUUAAUUACUCAGAAUCGAUCAGUCACCAUGUUCUCCCCAAUGGACAGUGGAAUAUAAACAAAUGGGUGCAUGUUCUACCAAGAUGGGUUAUUGAGAAGCUCAAAAAGACCAAACCCCUAGAUGGACAAGAGAAGGAUCAAUUCAGAUGGAGAGCUAAUAAUGAUGGGUUAUUCAGUGUCAAGGAAGCUUAUAAAUUCAUACAAAAUACCAGGCACAGUACUCUGGAACCAUUGUGGAAAAAGAUAUGGAGAUGGCCUGUCUCAAAAAGAAUCAAAUUCUUCUUUUGGAUUGGCUUAAAUGGAAUAUUGCAAGUAAACCAGGAAAGUCUCGCCAUCGCGGAUGGCCUUGGAUCAGGGUUUUUUGUAACACAUGCUGGAUCCUUUGGAAAGCCAGAUGCUAAAGGCUGUUUGAAGGCACUCUUUGCACUCAUCAGAGGUGACACAUCAAGGAUUGUACCUACUUAUGGAAGACUCAAGCAACAUCAGCUUUCAGCAUGCAAUAUUUCAAGGAUUUUCAGAGGACGCGACCAAUUGGUAUACUCCUCCGGAAGGUUUUCUCAGCAUGGAUGUGGAUCCUUCCAUUAAUCAGCUUUCAGCAAGGAUAUGCUACAUGUGGGGGAGUGAUCAGAAAUCAACACGGGCAGUGGAUUCUGGGAUUUAGAUGAGAAUAGGGAGAGUUUCUACCAUCCUUGCUGAACUUCUAGCUUUAAAGACUGAUUUAGAAGUAUGCAAAUUACAGAAUUUUCAGAAAAUUAACCUUUUCUCAGAUUCUUUGGAUGCAGCAAACAUGAUUUUUAGAAAUUGCUGUGCCAAUUCUAUCAUCAAGAAUGUAGUGACUAUAACUUGGGAGCUUAUUUACAGGGAUUGGGAGGUUACUAUUAAACAAACCCCCACAGAUAACUUGAGAUGUGCUGACUACAUAGCAAGAACCACUCAUGGCGUAGGAAUUAAUACGAAAUUACUUUGGUCUUGUCCUACUGGUUGUCUAGACUUGAUGUUGUUUGAUAUGAGUACCUCUUAAUUGCACUCCCCAUUUUCAAGCUUUGUCUUGCCUUUAUAUUCUAAAAAA